Messenger RNA from Pelobates cultripes (western spadefoot toad), 28340 nucleotides. The record is from the annotation of a GenBank genome assembly. Lineage: Eukaryota; Metazoa; Chordata; Amphibia; Anura; Pelobatidae.
AACAUAUAUGUUUUAUGUACUGAAUGUAACUGUAGGUAAUUUUAUGUCUUUUACUGUUUGUUUUCUGCCAUGUGGUUAAUGGAGUUUUGCCUCUGUCUUUGGAGAUAAUUGAAUUACUUCUCAAUUAUCUCCAGAGCAGAGAGGAGGGAUUGUGAUGCAUUGUGGGAUGGUUGAAAUGUGUAAGUCUGUGAUUGGUCCUUUUACCCUUUGUGUCCCAGUCUCCCAUUUGGUCCCCUAGGGAGUGUCCACCAGGUGGGAGACCUGCAUAAAAGCCGGGCAGUUAGCCCCAGUAAAUCAGUUCCUGCUUAACCCUCAAAGUGAAGUGUCGUCUCAUUAUUGGGGGAGGAUUUACUGUAUGCUGUUAGAGACUGAUUGCCAGGAGUGUAAGCCGCUUGGGGGCUUUUCCUGUUCAUCUGCUAGCAACUAUUCGUGUGUCUCCAGUUUGGGAGUUUCGAGUAUUACCUUGGUAUGCAGUUCGGGAGUUUCGAGUAUUUCCUUGGUUGCAGUUCGGGAGUUGGUGAAUUCGUGGGUUUGCAGUUCAGGAGAUUGGUGCGUGCAGUAGCUGUUGGUGCAGCUGAAAAAGGGGAAUAUCGCCUAAACGGUUUUUAACCUCUUUUGGGCAAAACGGUCCGUUACAAUUGGUGGCAAGCGACGGGAUCAUUUCCACAGCCCAGAAGGACAGCUAUAAUACAACACCAGUUCCUGGAUUACAAAUUGAGGGCAAUGCCAGUACCCGUACAGCGACCCUAUGUACAAAAGAACCAACUUCAGCAGCGCAAGCAUGGCACCCAGCUACACUCAGGAGCAGUAUGACAGAGAGUUUACCACGUGGCUGGCUUUCUUUGGACCCAACCCCCUGGAGAAAUACGUGCAGUUCGUGAGGAGACAGGUAGAAGAGUACCUGCAGGUUGGAGCAGGGUGGACAUGUGAGUUGGCAGGUUGGGAAAGACCCCAGUGGCCGAGCAAGUUACAGAGAGAGAAGCGUGUCGUCCUUUCUCCCCAGCGGCAGUGUGUGUCCCAGGGAGCUGAAGGUGUCGUCCUUCCUCCCCAGCGGCAGUGUGUGUCCCAGGGAGCUGAAGGUGUCGUCCGUCCUCCCGAGCGGCCGUGUGUGUUCUUAGGAGAGGAGACAGUUGGUCCCUCUCCUCAGCAGUCAAGUGAGUCCCAGGGAGCCAAAGGUACCGUCCUCCCUCCCCAGCAGCAGGACAAUAUAUUGAAAGGGGAGACAGUCGGUUCCCCUCUCCCCCAGCAGGGAGAGUGUCAGGGAGAAGAGCUUGUUGCCCUCCUCUCCAUAGCGGCAGCGUAGCCCACCAAGGAGAGACAUUAAGCUCCCCACCAGCGCAGAUGGGACCGUGGUCUUUGCACCCAAGCUACAGGGAGCAAGGACGGCCGUUCCAGCUCCCCAGCGGCAGAGUAUUCUACCAGGAGGGGAGAAUACUUCCCAGCGGCGGCCUAGCCCACCAAGGGGAGAUGAGAAGCCCCACAACUGUGCAGAUGGGACCGUGGUCUCUGCACUUACAGCACAGGGGGUAGGGACAGUCGGUUUUGCCCCCCAGCAACAGGGUUGUUUAGCCAAAGGGGAGACAGUCGGUCUUCCCCUCCAGCAACCAGGCUCCAACCAGACUACUCCCGUGGUAGUGCUGGCACCAGGACAGAGUACCGCUGGACUCUGCCCACUCAGCAACCCACCCAGUCCGCUUACCAGUCACCCACACAGCCAUGGUGAGGUGCCUGGACAUGGACAACGUUCUCCUCUACCCAGGUGUAGUAACCAGUUCUUGUGGGUGGGCUGUAUUAGUGAUUGUGUUUUGUGGGUGGGCUGCUGGACUAACAAGGGCACUGACCGGCAUGAGGUCAGAUACCCUGUUAGUCUGAUUGGUAAAGGGGAGAAGUGUGGCGAAACCAACCUCGCCACUGUACACUGGAGAAGCCUGGUUGCUCGCCUGCUGCCUUUGGACUAUGGCCCCAUGUUAAAAGACAUCUUUUUUUCCUGCAGAAAAGACUUAUUCGUGCUUUUCUGCCGGGUGUUCGGUAGAUUUGUUUGAGUAUGUUGUGCCCCAGAUAGGAAUCCCAUGGAGCCCAUUCGCAUGAAACUGACUGUGUAAAGACUUUGGCUCCAUGGCGAUUAAACUGUAUUCGUGUGGUCUGAGCGCCAUUCGCUUAAUAAUGUGCGCUCAGACCUGAGCUAUCUGGGGAUAUGUAGAACAUAUAUGUUUUAUGUACUGAAUGUAACUGAAGGUAAUUUUAUGUCUUUUACUGUUUGUUUUCUGACAUGUGGUUAAUGGAGUUUUGCCUCUGUCUUUGGAGAUAAUUGAAUUACUUCCCAAAUUAUCUCCAGGGCAGAGAGGAGGGAUUGUGAUGCAUUGUGGGAUGGUUGAAAUGUGUAAGUCUGUGAUUGGUCCUUUUACCCUUUGUGUCCCAGUCUCCCAUUUGGUCCCCUAGGGGAGUGUCCACCAGGUGGGAGACCUGCAUAAAAGCCGGGCAGUUAGCCCCAGUAAAUCAGUUCCUGCUUAACCCUCAAAGUGAAGUGUCGUCUCAUUAUUGGGGGAGGAUUUACUGUAAGCUGUUAGAGACUGAUUGCCAGUAGUGAUGUCGCGAACAGUUCGUGGCGAACUCCGGUCAGCUGACACAUCCCUGCCAAUCUCCGGCAGACCCUCCCUCCCAGACCCUCCCACCUCCGGGACAGCAUCCAUGUUGAAGCUACCUUUCGUAUCAUCACUUGUUCUUUUUUUGCCUUCCCACCUACUGCGCUCAUGUAGUAGCUCUAAGGGAAAUAAACCAAUGAAGGGAUCUGAGUGAAAUUUCCGCAAAGUGUGCACUCAGAUCCAAGCUAUUCGGUGAUAUUACUUUUGUGGGGUUCCGAAGUUAUGAAAAUGCAUCUUUGGGGUGUUUUAGAAUAUUGUAUAUUUUUCUGUAGAGGAUCCUGGAGAAAAAUCCCUGUUUUAUUGUAUGUGAGACCCCAUGUAGGGGUCUGUGCAUAAAAGCUGUGUGUGGCCAAAAUAAAAUCAGUUGACUCCCAGAACUAUGUUUCGUCUGGAGGAAUGGAUGUCUGUAUGCUUUAAUGGUUCCAGAGUGGCUAAAGGAACAAAUUAGCGGAGGUAAUCAGUUGGGUUACCCGUGGUCUGCUACAGAGAUAUCCUUAGUUCCCAAAUAUAAGUUAGAGGCCUACAGCUACAGUUGCAAGAAAAAGUAUGUGAACCGUUUGGAAUGAUAUGGAUUUCUGCACAAAUUGGUCAUAAAAUGUGAUCUGAUCAUCAUCUAAGUCACAACAAUAGACAAUCACAGUCUGCUUAAACUAAUAACACACAAAGAAUGAAAUGUUGCCAUGUUUUUAUUGAACACACCAUGUAAACAUUCACAGUGCAGGUGGAAAAGUAUAGACUAAUUACAUCUCCAAGAGCUAAUUGGAGUGAGAUGUCAGCCAACUGGAGUCCAAUCAAUGAGAUGAGAUUGGAGGUGUUGGUUACAGCUGCUCUGCCCUAUAAAAAACACACACCAGUUCUGGGUUUGCUUUUCACAAGAAGCAUUGCCUGAUGUGAAUGAUGCCUCGCACAAAAAAGCUCUACGAUUAAGAAUUGUUGACUUGCAUAAAACUGGAAAGGGUUAUAAAAGUAUCUCCAAAAGCCUUGCUGUUCAUCAGUCCACGGUGAGACAAAUUGUCUAUAAAUGGAGAAAGUUCAGCACUGCUACUACUCUCCCUAGGAGUGGCCGUCCUGUAAAGAUGACUGCAAGAGCACAGCGCAGACUGCUCAAUGAGGUGAAGAAGAAUCCUAGAGUGUCAGCUAAAGACUUACAAAAGUCACUGGCAAAUGCUAACAUCCCUGUUAGCGAAUCUACAAUACGUAAAACACUAAACAAGAAUGGAUUUCAUGGGAGGAUACCACAGAGGAAGCCACUGCUGUCCAAACAAAACAUUGCUGCACAUUUACAGUUUGCACAGGAGCACCUGGAUGUUCUACAGCAGUACUGGCAAAAUAUUCUGUGGACAGAUGAAACCAAAGUUGAGUUGUUUGGACAAAACAAACAACACUAUAUGGCGAAAAAAAGGCACAGAACACCAACAUCAAAACCUCAUCCCAGCUGUGAAGUAUGGUGGUGGGGGCAUCAUGGUUUGAGGCUGCUUUGCUGCAUCAGGGCCUGGACGGAUUGCUAUCAUCGAAGGAAAAAUUAAUUCCCAAGUUUAUCAAGACAUUUUGCAGGAGAACUUAAGGCCAUCUGUCUACCAGCUGAAGCUCAACGGAAGAUGGAUGUUGCAACAGGACAAUGACCCAAAGCAUAGAAGUAAAUCAACAACAGAAUGGCUUAAACAGAAGAAAAUACGCCUUCUGAAGUGACCCAGUCAGAGUCCUGACCUCAACCCGAUUGAGAUGCUGUGGCUUGACCUCAAGAAAGCGAUUCACACCAGACAUCCCAAGAAUAUUGCUGAACUGAAACAGCUCUGUAAAGAGGAAUGAUCAAGAAUUACUCCUGACCGUUGUGCACGUCUGAUCUGCAACUACAGGAAACGCUUGGUUGAAGUUAUUGCUGCCAAAGGAGGUUCAACCAGUUAUUAAAUCCAAGGGUUCACAUACUUUUUCCACCUGCACUGUGAAUAUUUACAUGGUGUGUUCAAUAAAAACAUGGCAACAUUUCAUUCUCUGUGUGUAUUAGUUUAAGCAGACUGUGAUUGUCUAUUGUUGUGACUUAGAUGAUGAUCAGAUCACAUGUUAUGACCAAUUAGUGCAGAAAUCCAUAUCAUUCCAAAGGGUUCACAUACUUUUUCUUGCAACUGUAUAUACUUUCUCUACAAAACACAGGUUUUGUAGAGAAAGUAUGAGGAUCCCCCACAGUUUAGCCAAAAACUUGACACAAUAAUAAGGGAGAUCCUCCUCACAUUGUGUGAGCACUGUGCCAUGUUUUUAACAUCAUACAAAAUAACAUCACAGUAUUAAAUCUACAAUGCACACAACUACCUAAUUUUGCUGGAUAAAUUUGUGUUAGGUUACACAAUUCAUAAUCAUUUAUAUCCAUGAUUUAUUAUAAUAUUACCAACAACCCCACAAUCAUUAAUGAUAUCCAAUAAGAAAUUCAGGAAAGUUAGGGAAAUGGGUAAUAUUUACAUAUGCACCAUCAGCAUUAGUGUCAUGGCCUCUGAGGGACUGAACACCUCUUCCUAGAUGAUGAGGACUGCUGGCACCUCCAUUAGAAAUAUUUAGCCUCAGGAUAAUGGAAUUAGCAACAUGCCCAAUUAAAUCUGAUUCACCACUCAACAAGGCAACUUGAUUUCUCUCAGCCUUGCCAUGCUGUUAUAACUUCUGCUGCCCCUUCCACUGGCACUGCAAGCUCCUUCUACCAGUUCAAGCAUUAUAGCUUAUUAGUGCUCAGUGAUCGUGUUGCCAUUACCAGUUUUACCCCUAUUUCCUAUACUCACUGAAGAAACAUCAAAACUUUUAUAGGUAUCAUAAUUUCCACUCCUUGUGGAAUAGGUAGAGCAGAGUAGUCAAGUAGUGUCCCCAAAGUUGUUGGUGGUUAGUAAUCAAGUUAUGUUAUUGUUACUCUUUACGCCGCCACUCUAGACAUUUGUUUAAGUCUGUCCUAGCAGAAUAUCAAAUAUGAUACAUAGGAAUUACAAGAGGAGAGUCCAAAGAGGAGAGGAGAGGCAGCAGUCAACUAUUUUCUGACUCUACUGUGCACUUGUCACUUUGUCCAUCUCUAUAUCAGAAUCAACUAAUUUCAUGGAAACAGUUGGAGCAUUAUUACCUAUCAAUGCCAGAAGUAGCUCACCAUGUGAGAACAUUAAUACUAUCACCACUGGCCUUCCCAUUAGCAUUAAUUAACAAAAUGCUAGUGUAGAGGCUAGUGUUGUAAAUAGCAUACAAUGAUGCAAUCCACCAGCAUCUUUAUUAGCCACAAGACCAAGAGUUCAGCCAAAGUGCAAUGUGUAAAUUGUGUGACAAGGAAGUGAGUGGGGAUAGAAUGCCAGCCAUCACCCUAGUGACUGUAUGAACCACCAUCUUCAGACACCACAAGCCUGUAUUACAAAGAAAAGAAGCAGAAAGAGAAUGUUCUAGGGCAGACAUCAGGUCCACCUGUGAUCUUCAGAUUCUGUGCAACCGACUAUAACAAUUGUUACCACUUCCACUUCUACCACUCUAAGGCAAAGCACAGCAAAUGUUGGGCCUAGAACCUAGAGGGACAGAAAUACCCCUAUUCCACAAUACCUCAGGGGUGUGUCCACCAGCCUACUCUAACAUUUUGUUGAAUUUCAUACCAUGGGCAUAUCAAAAGAACAGGCUAAAACUACCCACUCAACUGAUUACUGUAGGGUGAGCUUACUUUUCUAUGACAGUAUGGGAGCCUUUUAAGCAGCUGAUAUAGGCUCUUGCUCUGCAAUAUGUGCUUCACUUGUCAUUCACUUUCAGCAUUAGUAGAGUCCCAUUACUAUGUCCCAUUACUAUGCUGUUAAUGCAUGCUACUUUCAUAAGAGCAGUAGGUAAGAUUGUAAGUUAGUGUGUGCACUUCACCACAGAUUUAUGGAGUGCUCCUAGUGGCAAGUCUGCCUUCCUCUCCUUGAUGGCACACCGGGGACAGCCCAUGUGGUCACAGUGAAUGAGGUCCAAACUCACCAGAAUGUCAGGCUGGAAGUGGAUCUGUAGGGCAGCUGGGCUAUUGUUCUCUCCUGCUACUUGCUAAAGUGAUGAACAAAAAGGACACAUCAGCAAAUAUCUUGCAGGCAAUUGGAGGAAUGGUUUCAAAUUAUUUUUGAGAGCAGACAGGUAUCAACAUGCAUGUUGAGUUUAUGGUCACUGAUCGAGCUGCAACAUGGCCAAAGCUCUUUAAGAAGGUUCCUUUGUAAGAUGUUCACUGUUUGUAAGAUAUUCACUGUUCUGAAGAGGAUUGUAGAGCUCUGUGAUGAAGUACCCUUUACCACUUGCUUUUGGAGGAGCCUAAUUGCCAGCCUCCUGCCUUAUGACUAUGGCCCUGGGGUGUAUGACCCUUUAAAAACCUUAUUUGGGGGGGCGGGGCCGGGCGGGGCCGGGCGGCCAUGCCAGCAGGCUGCAAGUCAACAUGGCUCUGGGGAAACUCGACGAAUAAUGGGUAAAAACCCAUCAAAAUCAGCAUGGAACCCCCUGGAAGUGCGUGAUACCUGACCCUGGAGUGUCCCGGUGUAGCUGGAGCACCUGAUAUCGGGUGGACCGGGUCCCGGUGAGACGCUCCGGGGCUGGGGAGACUGAGGCCUACCCGGGAAGGGAGCGGGGUGGACGGCCGCCGCCUCACCUUCCAUCCCCGGCAAAUACCGAGACCCAUGACAAAUCUGGGGCCCCCGGCCUCGCUUACCCCCCCUUUGGGCCGGCGGGGGUUAUCCCGGCCCCCACCGGGCAGACACCACCACGGCAGUGCUUCUUGGUGACUAGCCACCGACAGCCACCACGCGGCCCCCACAAAAUGGCCGACAGCAAGGCACCUAUUCGGCACACCGCUGAGGGAAGCUCCCACACCACUCAGCCAGGGCAAUGAUCACCCAUGGCAUUUACCAGCAGUCAUGAAGGGGCGACAGCGGAGACCUGCCAUUCUCCUGAACAGUCACCCCACAAGCACACUUACACGCCAGCAAAGGACCCAACGCUUACCUGCACUGAGCGUGCUCCACUGGAGAUCUCAAGACCCCAAGCGACCAGCUCAUCACAGCGUUAGAUACACCUGGGUACUGCGCCCAUAAAACAACCUACCCGCACUCACACACCAGCUGGGUACACAGCCGAGGAGGUCCGCAGACACUUUAACCCACAGAGGGACCCACAGCUCCAAAGGACGCAGAGAUGCUCUAUGAUGAAUAUCUGGGUGCCGGAGAAAAGGACACUGCUCAACACCAUCCACAACUCUAAAGCGACAGGUACCCCAGCGCCAUGUGACAGACAGCAAUUAAGGCAAAAGCUGCUAGACCUGCUGCUAACAGCCCCACUCACAGAAACCCUGGUUGUGAACACAUCCAAAUGGACACAUCUACUACCGACACUUAGUGCAGUUAACCACUUAAUAUGCCAUAACCUGCCUGGUGGCAACUGUUUACCUUACCUGUGUAACCCUUCUUAGAUAAGCUGUUAAUACAGGUGAACAUCAGUCUACUCACCUGCCUAAUCGACCUUAGGUCUUAAGCUGAGCCCUGAUAAGCACCUAGCCUAAAAUAAGGGGGCAGCCCAAGCCAGGUCAGAACCUGCAUUAGACCUAAUCACUCUUAUGAAGCGACAUAAACAGACAAGCAUUUAUAGAUAACUUUAUCACAUACAUGUCUAGCGUAGAAUGUUUAAUACGUCUCCUAAUGUUACAAAGCUUGUAAUUUUACAGUUAACCAAUAAGCCUGUUUAACCUUUAACGAAUACUCGACUUGUAUUAGCCUAUUAGAAUCAUUCCAAAUAGACAAAGCGGAUUAUCAAUCUUACGUUUAACUAUUAAUAUGCCUAAAUACUUUAACAUGGUAUUUCAUAUACACAAUGUUUCCUAGCCUGUUAUAUUCAUUUCUUAACAAAAAUGUGCAAAUGUAAAAAACCACGAACAUGUCUGCAUGAACCUGCCUGUGUCUGCUGUCGUGGCUACAUGGGCCUGCAUGUAAAAUCUUUUGCACCAAAAAAUAAAGAAUUUAAAAACAAACAAACAAACAAACAAAAAAAAAAACCUUAUUUGGGGGGCGUGGCCUGGCAGCUCAUGGACACAGACGUGUGAGCUGUUAGCUCCGACGAGGGUGCACAAAACGCAGCGAUUUGACGAGUGUAAACCGCCCAGACCGACUUACAAAAAGAUCACCUGAAAAGCCCAAACCACCAUGUCCCAAAGAGCACAAUUAAAAACGAAGUUGCGCCCGGCAGCCCUUCAAAUAUCAGCUCUAACUCCGCCGACCAGCAGAGCACAAGAUGGCGCCGGAGGCCCUGACUCACCCACCGCAUGUUCUGAAGAGAGUGAUAGCACAUCCAUCUCACAUAACAACGCAGCUCCUGCCUCAGAAACUGCUCUGCAACGCAUGCUCCAAGAACUGCAGCAGAAUCUUCAAAAGGAAUUUGCCAAACUGGCCCGGGAUGUCCGCGCGGAUAUUAAAGAGAUAAGUGCACGCACCGCCAUAUUGGAGGAUAAAACAGAGGAAAUCAUAGACGCGCAUAACAACCUAGCCGCAACCUGUGAAACCCUUGAAAACCCACUUACUUUUUUGGAGGCUAAGGUAGCAGAUCAUGAAGAUCGCGACAGACGCAACAAUAUUCGCCUGCGCGGCAUACCAGAGGAAAUCAAACCCUCUGAAUUAAGAGAUUAUGCCAUAGGCCUAUUCAAGGCCCUCUGCCCAGAGCUUAGUGACGCCGACCUCUGUCUCGACCGCAUUCAUCGCCUGCUGCGUCCUAAAUUCUUAGCAGCAACUACGCCUAGGGAUGUAAUUACGCGUAACCACUACUUCACUUCCAAAGAAGCAGUAUUAAGAGCAGGCAAGAAACCCUGACAGCAUACCAGCAGAGUUCCGAGGAGUGAAGCUAUUCGUGGACCUUUCUGCAACAACCCUGGUGAAACAUAAAGCAUUGGCACCAAUCACUCAAGCACUCCGGGAAGCAGACAUCCUGUAUAAAUGGGGCUACCCCACACGCAUCAUCAUAAGGCGAAAUGGAGUGGAACACCAAAUACAAUCAGUAGACGAUGGGGCCCGACUACUAUGCGAAUGGAAUUUACGCAUCGUGCCUCAAGACACGAAAGACUCAGCGAGCAGAGCUAACAAGUCACCCACAAAAAUCUCUAAAGACUGGUCCACUGGGACAAGGCAUAAAUAACACAAGACUAAUGUUAACGCAUUGGGCUGAACAGCCCAGCCUAAUGCAUCAUCUUACCACCUAGAUACGUGAGCAUGCUCCAUGUCUGUAUAAUUGUUUUAAAUGUUUUUUCAUUGUAUAUGCCUAGUACGUGGUUAACAGAAUACCUAGCAUAACAAACACGUAGCCAUCAGUUACAACCUAGGGUGGAGAUGAUAGAUAAAAUCCAGAUUCCACUUACACAGAGAUGGUCUAUAUGACAUCUCACGUUCAAACCAACGCCUAUAUGGGCAGUUAAAUACUCACAAGGUCACCCUCCCCCAUUGUGGCUCCAUAGGGCCGACAAAGACCUCGUUGUGGUCUGAUACACAGUAUCUGACCAAAAUUUUGUACAUAGUUCCCCAGUGGGGAGUUACCCCUUCACACCCCCGACCUCCCUCCCAUACCCCACUUAAUACUAAAAAAUGUAGGUUGCUAGCCUUGGAUACCCAAUAUCACGAUACGGCUGUCAUGGGUGAGACCGCACUACCUGACCCUGGAGUGUAUAAGGCAUUGGAGCAGAAGGAAGUGUCCUUCCUUGUCCCCAAUCUUCAGAUUUGCAACAUGGGUCUCGGUAUUUGCCGGGGAUGGAAGGUGAGGCGGCGGCCGUCCACCCCGCUCCCUUCCCGGGUAGGCCUCAGUCUCCCCAGCCCCGGAGCGUCUCAAAGUCACCCAGAACAAGGUGCAGAUUCGAGAAACACACUUUAUUAUUUCCACAUUACACCGCAAGAAGAAGAACAUCCCCACCGCAUCCUCAUGGCGUUGGUAGUUUUUUCACUCAAAGUCAAGGGCUUAAAUACACCACACAAAAGGAGAUUAGCUCUCGAGGAAGCUAAAAGGAUGAAGGCCACAGUGGCUUUCUUCCAGGAAACCCACUUCCUAACCUCCAAACUGCCCAGAUUCUCGUCAAAAGAAUACCCGAUAGGAUAUCACACUGGCUACUCAAAAAAGAAGAGAGGAGUCUCCAUAUUAUUCAGCAAAGAUGUGGCUUUUUCAUUGCACAAGAAGAUUGGGGACAAGGAAGGAAACUUCCUUCUGCUCCAAUGCCUUAUAAACAAUGAUCCAUACACUUUUAUAAAUGUUUAUGGCCCGCAUGAUAACCAAAAGGCGUACCUAGACAAAAUCCUAACACUAGCAGACACAUACCAAUUUGGGACGCUGGUCAUAGGGGGAGACACGAACUUUAUUUUAGACGAACAACUGGAUACCUCCUCUACCCUACACGUCACGCAAAAAACGAAGACUAAACGUACCGCAUCCACGACCACUACCAGAACACAACUGGCCAACUCGGGUUAUGUAGAUAUAUGGAGAAUCCUACACCCUUCCGAAAAAGAUUUCACCUUCCACUCCCAAGUACAUAACUCCUACUCAAGAAUAGAUAGAUUUCUCAUACACAACACAACAAUCCCAACAAUUCAAUCCACCAGUAUAGCGACCAUCACAUGGUCAGACCAUGCACCGAUCACCCUCACCAUGGCAACUCGAUUCCCUACCAAAGGACGAGGUUCAUGGCGCCUAAACAAAUUUUUACUACGCAACCCCCAAAUUAUUACGCAAAUAAAAACAGAAUUAGAAGCAUAUUUCCACACGAACGCUAGCGCAGACAUUUCCAUAGAUAUCAGGGGCCUGUUCAUCAAGCAUGCUAGCUACGCCAAGAAGCAAAGAUUACGCACAUAUAAUGCCCUGAUACAACAAAUAACUACCCUUACGCACACAAAUAAAACAAACCCAUCGCCAGAACAUUAUAACACGCUGAGAACUUUACAAGCACAAUUAAAUGAAUUUGAACUGGACAAAACAAACCACAUUCUCCAGAAGUAUAAACAUAAAUUCUUUGCACAAGGGAACAAAUCAGGCAAACUUCUAGCGUCCAAGUUAAAGGCCCGCACGGCCAACCCUAAAGUGGCAUACAUAAUGGCACAAGGGAAUAAGAAACUCAUGAACCCGCAGGACAUAGUAGAAGAAUUUGCGCAAUACUACAGCUCACUAUACAAUCUCAAAGAUGACCCCACAACAACCACACCGACCAAAACACAAGUACGAGAAUACUUAGAUACAGUAACACUACCUACACUAACUCAGACAGAAAUUGACACAAUUACUAAGCCAAUCACAACAGAAGAACUGAGGAAUACAAUAUCGAAACUACCCCCUCAUAAGUCCCCAGGCCCAGACGGUUUCACCAAUCUGUACUACCAAACCUUCUUAGAAACCCUAACUCCACACCUCUCCAAGCUCCUAAACCACUACUACACUAAGGGCGAAAUGCCCUCUGAAAUGCUACAAGCACACAUAUCAACACUCCCGAAACCAGGCAAACCUGUGACGGUCUGCCAGAAUUUCAGACCCAUCUCUCUACUCAAUUGCGAUACAAAAAUCUACGCAAAAAUUUUAGCUAACCGCCUUCAACACAUACUGACUCGCAUAGUACAUAACGACCAAUCAGGCUUCAUCAAAAGCAGACAAGGGUCAGACAACACGAGGAAGAUUGUAAAUAUCCUAGCCCACAUGGAGACACACAGAACAGAGGGCCUCCUUCUGGCAUUAGACCCCGAAAAGGCCUUUGAUAGGCUAAACUGGGAAUACAUGGAACAAGUACUUCUCAAGUUUGGCUUCCCUAGCUCAUUUAUCAAGGGCAUAAUGGCACUAUAUUCCAAACCAUCUGCUAAAGUCACUAACACAGGCUUUAUUUCGAACCCCUUCCACAUCACCAACGGCACUCGCCAAGGAUGUCCACUCUCACCUCUAUUAUUUAUAUUCUCACUUGAACCUCUAGUUUACAAGAUUAGAACCCACACAGACAUUGCGGGAAUCCCCGUGAAACAGGCAGACUACAAAUUGUCCAUGUUUCCCUUACGAUACCAGAGCACUCCCUGCCGCACCUUAUGAACACAUUGGAAGAAUACGGCAACAUUUCUUAUUAUAAACUGAACCAGGCCAAAACCCAAGCACUUCCCAUACGUCUUCCUGCAACAACCGUACAAACGCUGAAAAAGCUGUACUCGUUUGAUUGGAGACAGACCCAUGUAACAUACCUAGGGGUAAAAAUAGCCGCCACAUAUAGAGGACUUAACACCUUAAACUAUUCCACACUACCACACAUGUGCAAACAGAUCCUGCACAAGUGGAAAGAUGUCAUGCUAUCAUGGCUGGGCAGGAUUAAUGCCGUAAAAAUGAUAGUACUCCCAAAACUGCUUUAUGUAUUUAGGAUGCUUCCAAUACCUCUCUCCCCCACAUUAAGCAAACAAAUUCAAACGAUAAUAACAAAAUACGUAUGGGAGAACAAGAAAACCAGAAUACCACUGAUUCUUAUACAAACGCCCACCAAAGAGGGCGGACUGGGUUUCCCUAACAUAUCACAGAGCAGCGAUUAUCGAAAACGCGAUAAAACUACACGCUCCACCCCACCCGCUACAAUGGGUAGAUCUCGAAAACAAAUACGACCCCACAGGCUCAGCGGUAAAUCACAUGUGGACGCCCAAACAAAUGCGGAACAAACGCAAGGAACUGUUACCACUUACCAAACACUUGAUACAGACUUGGGACCACCUACACCGUGCACAGAAAACAGAAAGCAAAUACUCACCUUGGGCUCCCAUCACGGCGCUCACCUCUGUAUCGCCAUGGUUGUCCCUAGAUAGAUGGAAGGAACUUGGGGUAACCCGUAUUAUGGAUAUAUGCCACCAGGGGGCUAUACUACCCUUCCCAAAACUUCAACAAACACAUAAACUACCACCAUCCUACAUCUUCCCGUAUCUCCAACUUAAAAGCCUAAUUGCUAAUAAGGUAACACCCCCAACGUCACACAUAGGCCCCACAGACCAUGACCUAUUACUAUUGUACGAUAGGUGCCACAACUCACCGAUCAAACCGAAGAUGCUAUCAUUGAGCUACACAGCUUUAAGAAACCAAACUCCACACCCAGAGUUCAAAUACCGAUUGCACUGGGAAAAAGAAUGCGCAAUGUCCUUCACGGACAAGCAAUGGACAGAAUCGCUCCAAGCCCUCAAAGGAAUCACCAUGUGUUAUUCACAUGUCGAAGCACAUAAAAAGCUACUCUACAGGUGGUACUACACGCCUGACAAACUCCACAGGAUUUACCCCCACACCUCGGCCAACUGUUGGAGAUGUGGGACGGAACGAGGCACAAUGACCCAUAUUUGGUGGAAUUGUCCGAUCAUUACACCCCUAUGGACGGAAGUCCAUGAGACAUGGCAGGACUUGGGGAUCAAACAACUACCACUUACACCCCAACUGACUCUCUUCCUCCAAUACCCCAGCUCAAUACCUUAUACGGACAAACACCUGACAGUGAUGAUGAUUCUAGCAACCCGCAACCUCAUAGCGUGCCACUGGAAACAAACUGAACGCCCCACCACCACAAUGCUACAACACAAAAUUAGACAAUACCUCCGAUAUGACUUGCUCACAGCUACCUCUCACAAAUAAGCCUCUACCACGCUCCUUAAUUGGCAAAGGUGGACAGACUGGGUGGCUCGUAAGGGGACCGCAGACGAGGCCCCAAAUACUACUAUAGAUUGACACUAUAGAUUGACACCAAUGACCAUAGGCUGUCGACAGCCAGAAUGCUCGAGGUCCGUCAAUAGAUCUUUAAUACAACACAAGGCAACAGAAUAGGGCAAAUUGUAAUAAUAACAACGAAAACACAAAGCACAAUAACAAAUAGAGUAAACUAGCGUAAAAGUACUCGAGUGACAAAAGCUGCAGUACAAUAUAAUGCACAAAAGUGCAAUCAACUGCAUCCUUGUACCUCUGCACCUAGGUAAUCCGAUAGCUCAGAUCAAAUAUGUAUAUGUGCCAAUAUAGACUGUGUCUGUAUCCAUGCUUACUUAAGAUGAUCAAACAUGCAACCUGAAAGAAAUGUGUAUUUGAAUGUCCCCCCCUUCCCCUCCCUUCUUCCUUUCUGUACCCUAACCCCGGAAUUUUUCAAUAAAAUAAAAUACGAAUUGAAAAAAAAAACAACCUUAUUUGGGCCUAUUGAGACUUUUGAGACAGUGCCCCUUUUAAAACUGUGUCCCUCGACUGUGAAAAUACUUUGUUCGUGUCCUUUUCCUAUAUGGUUCGGUAAUUGGGGCUUACCGAACAAAUUACUGAACAGGCAGACCACACACAAGUUGAGUGUGCAGCUCAUUUACCUCCCAGGCUGGUGGUUAACUGCAAGUUAAUUGUCGAACGCUGGGUGGCCACCGUUCGUAUAGUUGAACACAUGGCGGCGGUCAUCUUGUUUAGUCGAACGCGUUCAGCUGUGUUUUGCCAUCGAGCUCAACUGAAAUCGGAUACACGACGGCACGAACACCGCUGAACCUUACCUUCUUUGCCACUUCGACGGAAAUCAAAGUGCGUUAGACUAUUCAAACGCACCGUUAUAAUGGGCUAUAUGCACAAAUGGUGCCCGUUUGUGCAUUCGAAUGGGACUUAGUCCUUUUUUCUAUGUGAAAUAGACCGACCACACAGCCCAAAUCUAUGGAACUCUUUUGAGCAGGAAAGUCAUGCUUGCGGUCGGUCAAAUAGGACUUCCAUCUAUCUUUUGAACCACUGGACAAAUUCGGAUGAUUUUCUAAAUAUGUUUGUUCACAGAGUAUGCCGGUUCAGAAAAUGUAACUCUUGUGAAAAUUGCAUGUAUAGUUUUGAAGUUAAUAAUAUUGUAUAAAACUGUAUAUUUUCUUGCCUGUGAUAAUUAAGUUAGCCCAUUGUGUUCAGUAAUUAUAUCACAGGCAGGGUUUGUGUGCAGUAUUUGGGAGUGUUUAAAUAUACAAGUCUGUCCUGAUUGGUUUUUACAACUUUAUGUUCAUGUGGGUGGUAACCUUGAGGGAAAACUUGUAUAUAAGUGCCAAUAAACCCUCAGACUGCUGAGUUCCUGUUUUACCCUCAUCUCAUGUGUGGGGGAAACAGCUGCAUCCACACUGGGGAUUGCUAUACGCUCUAUACUCCCCUGGCUAUAAUCACUAAGCUCUUUUAAAAGCUGGUUCCUGCUUCGCUAUCUGAAGGAAGAGAGGUUCACCCACUGGAGCCUGGAGCCUUGUCAUAGGUCCAGGUUUUGUAGGAGAUGGCGAGACCCCAACCAAGCUGUGGCGGUUUGUGGGGUCUGCAGUGCUUAUAGUGUCAGGGAGUGCUUGGAGCCCUCGGGAAGCAUAAGGAGCAUCCAUCAACAGAAGGUACCCAGUCAGGGUGCCAGGCAUUACGUUACAAGCUCUUCCACAGUUGCAGGAGGAUUGUAGAGCUCUUCCACAGUUGUAUGAGGUCUUGUCAAUUCUUUAGGUGUGAGCAAAAGAAAAGAGAUAACAAACAGAGAAAAGGUGUAUAAAUGACGCUAUAAAUCAAUAACGUAUAUCCCAGUGGUCUCAAGCUACACAAGUGUUGUAUCACCUAAAACACUUACAUCAAAUAUGGAGAAACAGAGAGAAGUUGGCGCACACAAUGGAUAUUUUUCUCCUUAAUAAUCUGAAAUAAAUAUAACAGAACCUUUAUAGGGCAACAAAUAAAAGAAAAUUUUCAGAUAUAUGUAUAACAGGAAAAACUCACAAUUUGGAGAGCCAUAUAUGUCGGGUCUCUACUAAAAAGGCAGGUGAGUAAUCCCAAAACGACAAGUAGCCGCAGUGAUGAUGGUCCCCCAGGGAAAGAGUUGCUUCAAAUCAACCUGGACAGAAUUUCAGGAACCCAAAGUAGCUCAAAAACGCUGUCUAUAUUACAUAUAAAAUAAAUAAAGGUAUAAAAAACAGUAGCACAACGUGUUUCGACCAAUAUACUGGUCUUCCUCAGGUGCAUAAAACACAAGUACACAUAACAGGUUUAAAUACCUAACAUAUGUAAAACACAUGUAAAUAACAGGUUUAAAUACCUAACAUAUGUAAAACACAUGUAAAUAAUUGCAGUAACCCCUCCCACAAUGCCCAUAUAUGGAGGUUCCGUUUUUCUUAUUACUCCUCCAAGAUGGUGGCAUAUGGUAUAUUCCAUUGUUAUCCAAAGGGGGCUAACCUUUCCAAGAUGGCAACAUGAGCAGGAUAUCCAUGAAAGUCACUUCCGGCUCACGUUGUGACGUCACUUCCGGUUCACGGUGUGACAUCACUUCCGGUUUACGGCGUGACGUCACUUCCGGCUUCGUCUAAUCAAGGGAAGCAUUUCCAAUUGUCCCAAGAACUCCAGGCAUAUAGUAGAAGUCCGCCAUAUUUAAAAAGGGAAAGGAAGAGGGCAAACACAGAGAGAGAAGGGAUGCCAAGAUAAAUAGAUCAUAACCACAAUAAAACAUUAUAUAUAUUAUAAUAAAUUAAAUAAGAUAAUUAAUUUAAAAGCUAAUUUCAAACACAUAAAACUAAAUGUUUUUUCCAAUACUUAUAUAUUAAAAAAGAACUGAUCUCAAACCAAAUAAACCAAUACAAAUCACCAAAAUAUCUGUUUUUUCAUUUACAAAUUCGAGCACAUGUGGAACAAAAAAGGGAGGAAAAAAAAUUCUUUCUUUCUCUCCUUUUUUCUUUAAAAUUGGUCCAAUAUCAAAAUCGAUAUUCAUUCCUUUCGGGAAUAGUGUCUGGAGGUCAAAAAUCCAUGAACUCUCUUUUUUACUCAGGUUUAAAACUUUAUCACCCCCUCUCCAAUGAGUCGUUACUUUUUCUAUUGCCAUGAAUUCUAGAUCUUUGGGGUCUGAAAGAUGUUUAUCUAAAAAAUGCUUAGAGACACUGUGAUUUAAAAAUCCCUUUUUAAUGUUCCUAAUGUGCUCUCCGAUAUGAACUUUUAGGGGUCUCGAUGUUUUCCCCACAUAUUGUAAACCACAUUUGCAUUUUAAAAGGUAGAUAACAUUGCUAGAAUGCAAGAGAUAAAACUAGGUACUUUAAAAGACUUAUUGGUAACCACAGACACAAAAGACUCCUUUUUCUUCUUAUUAAUAGUCGUAUUUUUACAGGCAAUACAAUUACCGCAAUGAAAAAACCCUUUUUGUUUUUUUGACCAGUCGUCUAGAAAAGUCGGUUCCUUCUCACUAUCUACAAAACUUGAUGUUAAAAUCUGUUUCAGGUUCCUAGCACCCCUAAAAAUAAAUUUAGGCUUGUGGCCUAUAAAAUCUUUUAUAUCAUGUUCUUGUUGGAGAAUAUGCCAAUUUUUAUUAAUAACCCUCUUUAAGGUACCAAUAUUAGUGCAAUAGUUAAAAAUAAAAGGGAUUUGAUUCUCUUUCUCUGUUUCCUUUUUUACUUUGUAUUUAAGCAAUUCUGACCUAUUAAUUAAAUUAGCAUUUGUAAUGCUAUCAUUAAUGAUUUCUUCCUUAUAACCCUUUUGUACAAAUUGAUUUUUCAAGAGGGAAGAUUGGUUCUGAAAAUCAAUUUGUUCAGAACAGUUUCGUUUUAAGCGUAAGAACUGUCCCUUGGGUAUAUUCCGUAGCCACGGAUCAUAAUGACAGCUUUUUAUAUCUAUAAAACUGUUAAUAUCUACCUGUUUAAAAAAAGUUCUCGUUUUAAUUUGGUUAUCAUCAAUAAAAAUAUUUAAAUCUAAAAAAUCUAUAGAUUUUUUACUAAUAUUUUCACUUAAUUUAAUACCCCAAUUGUUAGAAUUAAGAUCAUUAAAAAAUAGGUUAAAAUCUCUUUCAGUUCCUUUCCAUAUUAUAAAAAUAUAUCAAUGUAUCUUUUAUAGAGGACCAAGUUUGCCCCAUAUUCAUGUCCCUGAUAUAUAGAAGAUCUUUCCCAAAAUGACAUGAAUAAAUUAGCCUAACUUGGGGCAAACUUGGUCCCCAUAGUUGUUCCACAGAUCUGAAGAUAACAAUAAUUAUCAAACCAAAAGUAGUUAUUCAUUAAAAUCAUUAAGAUUCCUUUAGUUAAAAAUUCUAUUUGUGCUUCUGUAAGUUCUCCAGAUUGUUUUAAAUAAAACUCUGCAGCUUCUAGUCCUUGUCUGUGUUUAAUAAUAGUGUACAGACUGGUUACAUCGCAUGUAAUUAAAAGGUACUCCUCUUGCCAUACAAAAUCAUUUAAAAGAUUUAAAAGGGACAUUGAAUCUUUCAAAUAGGCUGGACAAGUUUUUACAAGGGGUUGAAGAAAGAAAUCUAUAUACUGCAAUAACUGUGUUAAUAUAGAGUCAAUUCCUAAAACAAUAGGUCAACCCCGGUGGGUUUACUAAACUUUUGUGAAUUUUAGGUAGACUAUAAAUAACAGGUAUUCUUGGAUGCUCUACUUUAAGAAAAUUGUAUUCUUGCUCAUUCAAAACGUCAUUCGCUAUUCCUUCUUUUAAUAAGUCUUCAUAUUUAUUCUUUAUUUCCAUAAUUGGAUUUUUGUUUAAUUUAGUGUAUGUACUGAUUUCGCUUAACUGUCGUCUUAUUUCAUUGAGAUAAUCAUCUUUAUCUAAGAUGACAACUCCGCCCCCCUUGUCAGCUGGCUUAAUUACAAUUCAGUUAUUUUGUUUUAAUUCUUUAAUCGCUUCUCUUUCUUUAAAAGUGAGAUUUUGAUUAUAUUUAGUAAGUGGUUUGAUCUUGUACAGUUCAUCUAGACAAACUUUUUCAAAAACUUUCAUAUUUAGAGUUUUUAAAAAUUGGGGAAAAAAGUUGAUUUUUUUCUUAAAAUCUGAAUGUUUGGUAAGACUUGUGAUCUCAUUUGGUGUUUUUUGUAUAUUGUUUUUAAAACAAAUUUUAAGACAAAGUUUUCUCGUGAAUCUAUUAAUAUCUAUAAAAGCCUCAAAUUUCUUUAUGGGGCAACUUGGUGCAUACUUAAAACCUUUAGUUAAAAUUUUUGUUUGAGCAGAAGAUAAAAUGACUUUGGAUAAAUUAAAAAUCUUUAUUUCAUUAUUAUCUUUUUCUUUUUUUGAUUUAUCUCUCCCUCCUCUAUUUCCUCUUCUAUUAAUCUUUGUCUUUUCUGUGUUUUGAACAGCUCUUCUCUUCUCCAUCUCUGGUCUAAAAAAACAUUUUCCUCACAUUCGCUUCUAAGUCUCUCGUAUCUAUUUUUAGUUGGGAUUUGAAAAGGUAUUUACGUCAAGCUCUAUUAAAUCUUCCUUCCUUUGAGUGAUAAUAAUGUUAAUCAUGGUAAUUGAAAAUUAUUCUAACGCAGAGAUCCAAAUCCCCAUAAAUUUCUCCUUUUCCAAAUCAAAGGUAGGGAACUUAGUAAACCUUAGUCCUCUUGGUGUAAUUUUAUCUUUAAAAUAUUUCUCAAGUGUAAACACCUCCCAUUUCAUUUUUAUUUCUCUACUUAAUAAUUUUUCUAAUUGAUUAAUCUUAAGGUCUAAAUUAUCACUUAGAAUCAGUGCUUCUUCUACAAUUGGCUCAUCACACAUAAACUUCUGUAUUGUGGAUUUAAACCAAUGAUUUCUUGCUUCAAAUAGCGACAUAUAUUAGACAAGCAGCAUAUAACACCAGGUGAUAGAAAAAUAGAUAACAAACAGAGAAAAGGUGUAUAAAUGGCACUAUAAAUCAAAUAAUAACGUAUAUCCCAGUGCGUCUCAAGCUACACAAGUGUUGUAUCACCCAAAACACUUACAUCAAAUAUGGAGAAACAGAGAGAAGUUGGCGCACACAAUGGAUAUUUUCCUCCUUAAUAAUCUGAAAUAAAUAUAACAGAACCUUCAUAGGGCAACAAAUAAAAGAAAAUUUUCAGAUAUAUGUAUAACAAGAAAAAGAGUUAUAUAAGUCGGCUCUCUACUAAAAAGGCAGGUGAGUAAUCCCAAAACGACAAGUAGCUGCAGUGAUGAUGGUCCCCAAGGGAAAGAAUUGCUUCAAAUCCACCUGGACAGAAUUUCAGGAACCCAAAGUAGCUCAAAAAGCCUGUCUUUAUUACAUAUAAAAUAAAUAAAGGUAUAAAAAACAGUAGCACAACGCGUUUCGACCAAUAUACUGGUCUUCCUCAGGUGCAUAAAACACAAGUGCACAUAACAGGUUUAAAUACCUAACAUAGUUAAUAACAAUGUAAAACACAUGUAAAUAAUUACAGUAACCCCUCCCACAAUGUCCAUAUAUGGAGGUUCCGUUUUUCUUAUUCCUCCUCCAAGAUGGUGGCAUCUGGUAUAUUCCAUUGUUAUCCAAAGGGGGCUGACCUUUCCAAGAUGGCAACAUGAGCAGGAUAUCCAUGAAAGUCACUUCCGGCUCACGUUGUGACGUCACUUCCGGUUCGUUUAUUUUGUUUAUUUUGUUUAUUUUGCUGUUGAUACAAAAGAAGGCAAAAAAAACCAGUUUGAAGCACUUCCAAUUUUGCAACAAACAAGGAAAAAAAAUCCUUCUUGACCCCAGAAUGGCAGUUAGAUGUAUCCUUGGAUCAAGCAGCUAUUACCCUACAUUGAUAGAUUAUAUCCUUGAAUAUUCUGUUUUUGCAAGUAUGCAUCUAUUUGAACAUGGUAUGGACUCUGAUAAAACGACUUCUUCAGUCAGAGAAUUCCACAUCCAUAGCAAUCUACAAACUGGAGAUAGGACAGAAAGGAGAUGGGCUUUAGCUCAGUAUAAGGGGGUGGAGAUGGGGGGAGCGGCAAGCUCAGAAAAGAGAAGGUAUGUAAUGUUGAUAAUUCACAAAAAGGACAAGUGACUCAUAAUAUUAAAUGUAUGCUUACUAAUGUAAGGAGCCUAAAUAACAAAAUGGGAGAACUAGAGGCAAUAGCAUACACUAAACAAUUUGACAUAAUAGGCAUAUCUGAAACAUGGUAGGAUGAGACAUAUAACUGGGCAGUUAACUUAAAUGGAUACAUGUUAUUUAGGAAGGAUAGGAAAAACAAGAAGGGGGGUGGGGUAUGUUUGUAUGUCAACUAUGAGUUAAAGCCAAAUCUUAAGCAAGUGGAAUGUGAUGAGGAAAAUAUGGAAGCUUUAUGGGUAAAUAUCUGCUUGGGGGAAAAGAAGGGAAAUCUACUAUUGGUUGGGAUAUGUUAUAAACCACCUAAUAUUAAUAUUGACGAGGAACAACAGCUGUUUGAGCAAAUUAAGAAAGCUGCAAAUCUGGGUAACACUUUAAUUGUUGGAGAUUUUAAUUACCCAUACAUAAAUUGGGACAGAGGGACUAGUAGCUCAGCAAAGGGAAUUAAGUUUUUAAACUUGUUAAAUGACACCUUUAUGUCACAACUUGUACAAGCACCAACUAGAAAGGACGCUUGUCUGGACCUGGUUUUAACAAACAACGUUGAUCUUUUGACCAACAUUCAAGUAGGUGAGCACUUGGGAAAUAGUGAUCACAAUAUAGUGUCCUUUGAAAUAAACUCAAAAAAAUAAAAGCACAUGGGGGAUACUAAAACAUAUAAUUUAAAAAAGGCCGAUGAAUGAAUACCCUUUUUCAUGCAUGACAAUACCUAACUGGCCUUAGCCACUGCUGAUUGACAUUGCACAUUGUUGAUAAGUUUGUUGUCUAUAACAAUUCCCAAGUCCUUUUUGUGUGUUGUUAUCCCUAAUUCGCUUCCAUUAAGGGUAUACGUUGCUUGUGCAUUCUUUACGUCGAAGUGCUUAACUUAGCAUUUUUCAACAUUAAAUUUAAUCUGCCAUCUGAGUGCCCAGUCCCCCAGUCUAUCUAAAUCCCUCUGCAGCAAAGUAAUAUCUUGCUCGCAUUGUAUUACUUUACAGAGUUUUGUGUCAUCUGCAAACACUAAAAUAUGACUUUCAAUGCUUUUUUCAAGAUCAUUUUAAAAUAUGUUAAAUAGAAGGAGUCCCAGAACAGAACCCCGAGGGACACCACUUGCCACCUCUGUCCAGCUUGAAAAUAUACCAUUAAUGACAACUCUUUAUACUCUAUUUUUAAGCCAAUGUUGUACCCAAGAACAAUCAUUUACAUCUAGACCGAUUUCCUUGGUUCUGUUGUGUGGAACCAAAUCAAAUGCCUGGGCAAAAUCCAAAUAGAUCACAUCCACUACAACACCCUGAUCUAAACUUCUACUUACUUCUUCAUAGAACGCAACCAAGUUUGUUUGGCAUGAUCUGUGCUUCAUAAAACCAUGCUGAUGUUCUUCUCAAGGAAUUCUUGAAUAUUAUGCCUUAAUAACCUUUUAAAUAUUUUCCCAGCCACAGAAGUUAAGCUCACAGGUCUAUAAUUUCAAGGCAAGGAUUUUGAACCCUUUUUGAAUAUAGGAACCACAUGUCACGGUUCUCACCGCAGUAGACAGACGGCCAGACGUGGUCGCCCAAGGAGUUCCCAACAAAGGAUUUGAACCGGGGAACUUCGCAGUCCAGGUCCUGCUUCCUACCUCUGAGCCACAGCAGCUUUUAUAUUCCACAAGUCAUUCCAGUCCUGUACAUCCUGGCAUGUCUGUUACUCUGGGGGCUGUACCUUGACUUUAGCUGUGCUUCACCUGACUCUGAUCAGUCAUCAGCAGGGUAUUUAAACUCAGCCUCGCCCUGUGUUCAGCAUCAAGUCUUUGAUCCUGUUGUGUGUUUUGUACCAGUGUUCCUGUUGUUUGAUCUGCUACUUAUUAUUGACCCCGGCUUCUGACUACGUUUACUCUGACCUUUGGCAUCUCUUGACUUCGGCUACUCCUUGUUGUUCCUGUACUCUGGCAUCCUUUGACCUCGGCUAUCCCUUGACGAUCUUGCUGUUUGAGUCCUUGCCUGUCCUACAACUUGGUACUUCAUCCUGCACAGACCCACAGGCCGGAUGAAUUCUUACCUGACCACCUUGGCCUGUGGCUAUCUGCAAGGGUGAGCAACAUAUCUGCGCUACAGACUGCCAACCCAGGUAAGACCCUGACACCACAUCUGCCUUCCUCCAAUUCUCUGGAACACUUCCUGAAAGAAAAUAAUCUUGAAAAAUUAAAAACAGAGGUUCACUUAUUUCUACACUUAGUAUAUUAAGUACUUGUGGAUGAAUACCGUCAAGCCCUGGAGCUUUGUUUAUAUUAAUUUUCUUUAGUUACUGCAGCACCUUGUCUUGAGUUAACCAAUAACAAUUAUUCUGCAAAUUUUUUGCAGCAAUCAUUUGCACAUCUAUUGCCAUGGGUUCUUCCUUAAUAUAUACGUAGGAGAAAUUGUUAUUUAAAAUUCCUGCCUUCAUUAACUAACACCCCCUUUCAGUUUUUAGUGUACCUACACUUUCAGGUUUUUUUUUUGUUUUUUUUAUACUUUAUUUACUUAAAGAAUGCUUUGGGGUUGGUUUUGCUCUCUUUGGCUAUCAUUUUUUUUUCAUUUUGAAGUUUAGCUAAUCUAAUUGCCUUUUUGUACGCAUUAUUGGCUUCCAUAUAUCUUUUAUAGGAUGCAUCUGAUUUGUCCGAUUUAAAUGCCAUUUUCUUAUUUUUAAUCUUGUGUUUUACGUCUCUACUAAGCCACAUUGGUUUCUAUUUAUUUUAUAUUCAUUACCCAAUGGUACAUACUUAGAAAUGUACCUUUCUAAUAUUUGUUGGAGGAUGUUCCAUUUAUCCUCAGUGUUCCUUUCACUAAAGAGUUUAUGCCAGUCAAUAUAUUGUAAAGCUGUCCUUAACUUCUAGAAAUUGGCCUUUUUUAAAUUAUGUUUUAGUAUACCCCAUGUGCUUUUGUUUUUUUGUUUAUUUCAAAGGACACUAUAUUGUGCUCACCUACUUGCAUGUCGGUCAAAAGAUCAACGUUGUUUGUUAAAACCAGGUCCAGACAAGUGUCCUUUCUAGUUGGUGCUUGUACAAGUUUUGACAUGAAGGUGUCAUUUAAUGAGUUCAAAAACCUAAUUCCCUUUGCUGAGCUACUAUUUACUUUGUCCCAAUUUAUGUCCGGGUAAAUAAAAUCUACAAUAAUUAAAGUGUUACCCAGAUUUGCAGCUUCCUCAGUUUGCUCAAACAGCUGUUGUUCCUCAUCAAUAUUAACAUUAGGUGGUUUAUAACAUAUCCCAGCCAAUAGUUGAUUUCUCUUCUUUUGCCCCAAUAAGAUAUUUACCCAUAAAGCUUCCACAUUUUCCUCAUCACAUUCCACUUGCUUAAGAUUUGGCUUUAACUCAUGGUUGACAUACAAACAUACCCCACCACCCUUCUUAUUUUUCUUCGAAAAUAACAUGUACCCAUUUAAGUUAACUGCCCAGUCAUGUGUCUCAUCCCACCAUGUUUCAGUUAUGCCUAUUAUGUCAUAUUGUUUAGUGUAUGCUAUUGCCUCUAGUUUCCUAAUUUUGUUAUUUAGGCUCCUUGCAUUAGUAAGCAUACAUUUAAUAUUAUGAGUCACUUGUCCUUUUUGUGAAUUAUCAACAUUACAUACCUUCUCUGUUCUGAGCUUGCCCCUCCCCCCCGUCUCAUUGUAUCAUUGUUGGUCUGUCUUCCUCAAUAGCUGAAGUCAAAUUGUCUAGAAAAAUUCUCUUUGGAACUAUAGUUGUAAUAAUGUUCCCUUUUUUUUUAAAUCCUUUUUAAUUGAGAGAUCUAAUCCACGUGAUCUGGCAGAUCUCUUGCCUAUCACUGGAAACUAAGCUGAUUAUUUGACCCAAGCCCCCCAAAAAACAACAAAGACAACCAACAAACAAACAAACAGAUUCUUCUGCAUAGCAUCCACCAUGGUGCCAGGAAUGGCACUGCAAAUCAAGAAUAAAAAUUAGCAUGGCUUGAGAGACUCAGUUUCCCUGAGAAUCUGGCCCCAAGUAGCUGAUCAGUCUCAAUAAAUCUGAAUGGAAGUUUGGCCCAAAACUAACAUACAAGUCUAAUAUACAGUAUCUUUAGACUUGCUUUGCAGUAAACAAUCCACUUGUAAAACUGUCUGUUGUAAAUGUAUCUGUCAUGUUAGUAUUAUGAAAUCCAAAGUGUAGUACUUGCAAAGGUAGGCAAAGUAAUAAAAUAAAGUCCAAUCAAACAAAUCCAGAAAGGUCAAGGCAAACGCAAGGUCAGGCAGUCCAAAGAUCAAAUAUUAAUGCGGCAAAAGGUCAGAAGUGAAAGUGUAAACCAAAUGUCAGGUAAUCCAGAAAUAACACAGAAGAGCAGAAAUAGCAAAGGUAGUUUGCAAGAAAGUAGCACAGAACUGAGCAAUGAUAGCUCAGCUGUUUACAAUUUAAGUACCUUGCCUAACAAUAGACACAUCUAUUAGAGUAUAAGCUGUCAGUAUCUGGGUUUCUCAUGGGAGGUAAUAUGUUCCAUCCGCGAUCAUAGGGCUGUCCUGCAGCAUGGAACAAUCAAGCACAUAUCCCAGGCGUCUAUCGCUACCUAGGAGAAGUGACGCAAUCAGAGUUUGUAGGUCGCCGGUCAAGCAGCAAGAGAAUGGAGGUAAUUCAAGACAGUAUCUAUGUAGCUUUCUUUUUUUGAGCACAAAUGCUUACAUCUGAUAAGUGUAAUAGAUUUCUAUAUAGAAUAAGAAGUUAGUUGCAAUUUACAUGUUUGCAAAUAGAACAGCAAAACAGGUGAUGAAUUAUAGCAUCAGCUGUUUUAUAACAAAAAUGUCCAGCAAAGUGAAUCAUUAAUCCUACCAUGUACUAUUUAAAGCUUAGUGGCUAUAAUACAUUUAACCCCUUUGGGAAAUGGGCAAUUGUACAAGUUCAAAUCAUAACAAAACCUAGAAAUUGCAUUAUAUGUCUGUUGCACCCAUACUUAUUAUUAUAUAAGUAUUAUAUAUCAUUUUGUUUGUUUAGGAGAAACAUGACUUUCCUUGCACAUCACAUAUUCUUAUAUGAAACAUAGUUUAAUAUGAAUAAAAUCUAAAAAUGUUUGAGAAAUUAAUAUAUAUAUAUAUAUAUAUAUAUAUAUAUAAUUUCUCAAACAUUUUUAGAUUUUAUUCAUAUUAAACUAUAUAUAUAUAUAUACACACAGUGGUAAUCAAAAUUAUUCAACAUUUAUUUACAGACUUUCAGCUGUUUGCAAUGAACAAAUCAAACAAAGGCAAUUAAAAUAUCUCAACACAAAUUUAACUAAAAUGCAGCUUAUAAUGACUUCUCCAUUAUUCAACCCCCUGAAUAGAAUCCCUCACAACAGCACCAAUAUAUGCAAAACAGGUGUUGUCUCAAGCAUACCUGAUGCAACUAAUCAAGGGCUUCAUUAGUUGCACCAGGUGUGCUUGAGCUGGAACACUUUAAAUACCUGAACUGGCUAGGGGGUUUGUUGAGUGUCACAUUUGGCUGAAUGUUAGAAAUACGGCUAAGCCAAAAGGAUGGUCCACAAUGUUAAGAGGUCAUUGCCCUUCACAAAUAAAAAACAGGAUACAAAAUAUAGCAAAGGCACUGAAUGUUCCUAGAGACACUGUUGGAAGCAUAGUUUGUACGUUCAAAGUUGAAGGAACAGUGGUUACAUUCCCUGGAUGCAGAAAAAGGAAACUAUCAAUGGCUGCACUAGAUAUCUGAGAAAGCAGGUUGUGAAAAACCCUCAAGUGACUACAAAAGACCUCCAGCAAGACUUAGUGACAACAUGCACUGAGGUUUCAGUGUGCUAUGCCAGAACUCCAAGAUGUACACUACUACUUACCCAAAAGCACAAGAAAUGCUGGCUCCAAAAUCCUCAAUCGUAUAAAUAUGCCACAGAAGUUUAGGGAUUCUGUUCUGUGGAGCAAUCAGGCAAAACUGUAACUCUUCGGCACAUUGGUUCAGCGUUAUGUCUAGAGGAAGAAGAUUGAAGCUUAUGUUGAAAAUAUCACUUUGCCUACAGUUAAAUAUGGUGGUGGCUCGGUGAUGCUCUGGGCCUGCUUGCAUCCUUUGGCACUGGAAACCUGCUGUAUGUGGAAGGCAAGAUGGAUUAAUUGAAGCAUCAGGAAAUCCUAGGAGAAAACCUCAUGCUGUCUGUGAGGUAGCUGAAGACAGGGCGUCAUUCGAGCUUCUAAUAAGACAAUGAUCCCACGCAUACCUCAAAUUCCACCAAGGCUUAGUUGCAGAAGAAGUCCUGUAAAAUUCCACAGUGGCCAUCAUAGUAACCUUACUUAACCCCUUAAGGACACAUGACAUGUGUGACAUGUCAUGAUUCCCUUUUAUUCCAGAAGUUUGGUCAUAAAGGGAUUAAACCUCAUACAAAAUCUCUGGCGGGAUUUGAAGAAGGCAAUUGCCGAUUACAAACUCAAGAAUAUUAUUGAACUGGAGGCCAUUGCUCAUGAUUCCUCAGGAACACUGCAGGAAGCUGGUGUCUGGAUAUACAUCUUGCUUGAAGCUGAUCAUAACAGCAAAAGGGUGCUCUACUAAGUAUCAAAGAUGCUUGCCAUGAAGGGUUUGAAUCAUUUUGAGACUGGAGAAGUCAUUUUAAGUUGCAUUUUCAGUAUAAUUCAGGGAAACCACUUGAAGCAAUCGUUGCAUAUAUAUAUGUUUUGUAUGGUGCAUUCAAUAAUUACUAACAAGUUAUGUUCUUUUGUUUAUUUUCCUUUACAGCUCUGAUUACUCUAACUGGAAUCUGCAUCUACAUUGCAUAUUCUGCAUCUGCAUUAGAAAAUGCAGCUUGUCUCUUAAGUUCUGAAAUACUUGAAGAUAUCGAUAUACGGUUUGGCUGGUCUUUGGCUUUGGCAUGGAUUUCCUUCAUUACAGAGGUUCUUACUGGAAUUGCGUUUCUUUUGGCUGCCCGAAUUACUGGUCUAAAACGAACUAGAGACGGAGCAGAUAUAAAAUGAUAUCUGGGCUAAAUUUUUUGCAAGUAUUACAACUCUUAUAAAAAGCAGCUUCAUUUGAUUCCUGAUCUAAAAGUCUGUUUCACACCAACACAAGUUAAACUUUUUUUUUUUUUUUGCAUAGUCAAACAGUUCUGCUAGAAUACCUG